UUCGACGGCCCCCACAAUAUAGUAUCAGCGAACCCAGAGUCGUCAACCUGUACGCUUGACUUACCUGAACAUACUAAUGUUUAUCCAAACUUUCAUGCUUCAGAACUCAAACGACAUAUCCCCAACGCCACCCUGUAUCCCUCGAGAGAACUCCAACGCCCGUGA
Messenger RNA from Suillus plorans, 165 nucleotides. RefSeq lists its product as uncharacterized. The annotation marks the transcript as partial. NCBI's taxonomy places the organism in Eukaryota, Fungi, Basidiomycota, Agaricomycetes, Boletales, Suillaceae. The transcript has a single exon. The record is from RefSeq and is a predicted model, not a curated record.